UGAGCGUACAGUGCUGCUGUUGAACCCAUCUUUGGGAGACAGGCUGGUGGUGAGCUCCACAGACCAGCUGAUCACCGCCUACGAGCCCCCAGAGGAGGACAAGGAGCAGGCCGUCACCUGGGCUCUGUCUGAAGGCCUGGAGCACAACAAGGGACACCGCCUUACCCUCACCCACCCCAAAGCAGUAAAGCAGGUAGUUUGGCACGGUAAGGGUGACUACCUGUCCAGCAUCAUGCCUGACAACAGCAGCAACCUGCAGGUGCUGAUCCACCAGGUGAGCAAGCGGCGGACGCAGAGCCCCUUCCGCAAGAACAAGGGCCUGGUGCACGCUACGUGCGGCGUCUACAACCUCAUCAAGCAAGAGCUGACCAAAAAGCUGAUGACCAACUGCAAGUGGAUCUCCAGCAUGGCCAUUCACCCUGGAGGUGAUAACUUGAUCUGUGGCAGCUAUGACUGCAGACUGGCCUGGUUUGAUCUGGACCUCUCUACCAAACCGUACAAGAUGCUGCGGCACCACAAGAAGGCCUUGAGGGGCGUGGCUUAUCACAGGAACUACCCCCUAUUCGCCUCUGGUGCUGAUGACGGCAGCGUGAUCGUCUGCCACGGCAUGGUCUACAA
Molecule: messenger RNA, 618 nt
Organism: Oncorhynchus gorbuscha (pink salmon)
Lineage: Eukaryota; Metazoa; Chordata; Actinopteri; Salmoniformes; Salmonidae
Product: ribosome biogenesis protein bop1-like
Exons: 5
Biological process (GO): ribosome biogenesis; maturation of LSU-rRNA from tricistronic rRNA transcript (SSU-rRNA, 5.8S rRNA, LSU-rRNA)
Cellular component (GO): PeBoW complex; preribosome, large subunit precursor
Molecular function (GO): protein binding; ribonucleoprotein complex binding
Source: RefSeq, a predicted model, not a curated record